GGCAGAAUCAGGAAGUGAUUACAAAAGACAGUGAUGUGGGAAAAGUUCCCAGCCUGUAUGAACGUGGACUGUGUGAGUCAGGGAAUACGAACAACGAACUCUCACCGCCAGGCCCUGGGGAUACUUCAGAAAAAGAAGACGCUACUGAUAACAUCUGAGAGGAAGGAGUCAGUCACCGCACCCAGCCUGUGCAUGUAACGCUAUACAAAUUGCCUUUUUAUGCACCAGCUUCCGAAACAGUUUCCAGAGAUGGAUUAUCUUACUUUCCUUUUGGCUAUUCUUCAUGUACACAAAGCUCUAUGUGAAGAGAUAUUUUGGGACACAGCUGUUAAAUUUGCUGAGAAUAUGACUCUAGAAUGUGUGUACCCAUCAAUGAACUCCUUUACCCAGAUUGAGUGGUUUAAGAUCCACGGCGUGCAGAAGAAGUUCAUAGGCAUUUUCCACCCGACUCAUGGUGUGGUCCUACGGGAACCCUAUGACAAGAGGCUUCACCUUCUAAACUCAACGACGGCUCCCAACAAGGUGAUCCUUUCCUUUUAUAAUGCCUCCGAGGCUGAUGUUGGCACCUAUUCCUGCCUUUUCAAUGUUUUCCCACGUGGAUCUUGGGAAAAGAAAAUACGCGUGGUUCAGUCAGACAGUUUUGAGACAGCUGCGCCAUUGAAUUGCCACGUAGUCUCAGAAUCUGGAAAAAACGUCACACUCACCUUUCAACUUCAGGCGGACUGGCCAGUGCAGCAAGUCACAUGGGAAAAGAUCCAGUCCCAUCAGAUAGACCUCCUCGCCUGCUGCAACUUGUCCCAAGGGAGGAGCUACACCUCCAAGUACCCGAGGCAAAUACUGAGCAACUGCAGCCAGGACAGCAGGAGAAGCUCCAUCCUCAUCCUCAACACCACUGCCUCGGACUCAGGGCUGUACCGCUGCCGCUUCACGGCCCACUCCGGAGAAAACGAAACCUUCGUGGCAAAAUUGACCAUAAUCGACGUCACCACGGAGCGAUACACCUCAGGGAAACGCACGGUGACGCGGAUGGAGCCAGAGAAGAUCACUAGUGCAGUCCUGCUGCCUUGUGCAGGUACAGGUAAAACAGAUAACCAAUAUAGCCUCUUUGUGGCUGGAGGGACAGUUCUGUUGUUGUUUGUUGUGGUCAUUGUCGCCAUCUUCGUCAUUUCUUGUAACAGAAGGAGGAGGAGACAGAAAGGCAUCCCAUUCAAAGAAUCCUGGGACACAAAGAGUAAGGCAGUCAAUAACUACAGAAGCCCCAUCUCUACCACUCAACCCAUGGAAGAUGCAAGAGAGGACAUUUAUGUCAACUACCCAACCUUUUCUCGAAGACCAAAACCUAGAGUCUAAGCUUUUUUCUCUUGAUAUGAGCUAACUAAUGAUGACUAUUAAAUACAUGGAUCUUUAUAGUUUCCUCCUACCACCCAAUGACUUUCUCAAUUCCAGUGAACUGAACUUUCAUUUGGUAGGGAAAACACUGCAUUACCUAGAGAACAUCCUGAACAGAAAUGCUUCAGGACACCUGAGUCAAGUUAGCUCAUACAGAAAAGGAGAAACUUACUGGGUCAAGCAACAGAGGAACUGGGUAGGGGAAACUUAGGGAGUUUACUUACCAGGGCUUUAAUGUUGGGUCUAGAAUUAAGCAUGGGCCUAAGCUGGUUUGGAUCGCCUCCCACAGCAACAAAUGUACUUGCCUGGCUUUGACCGAAUUCCCAUGCUGACUUUCCUAUGUGCUUUCAAGAUGGUGGCCAACCACCAAAGACAUUUGUCACCCUGUUUGCGUUUGAUGGAGUGUUUGCUUUUCUAGCAUAGCAAACAUAUUUGGUUAUUUGCCUAUCAUUAAACAGGCAUCAUUGGGAUGAGGUGGCUUCCUUGGUUAAGGGUUCACCUAUAAGAACUGAGGGUGAGGACAAAGCACACUAGGGGGCAAUUCAGAAUAUUAAAGAAGGAAAGGAACCUAGAAGCUGUGGUUGCUACUAACAAAUGUUGACCGCAAUGACCUUCCAAGACAUUUCUUGCUAACCCACUAAAAAGUUAGAACUAGAUAAGUUCUCACUCUCCUCUCUUCUAGAAUUUUCUCUAUCAGUCAUAGUCUAGAAGAAUAACUGGCAGCAAAAUGAAUAUUCAGAGGAAGACAGGGUUAAGUUUUCUUUUCUAAUUUCAAAUAAAUUUAUCUCUGAAUCUAUAUAGAAUUCUUGCCACCAUCCUGGGCCUAGCCUAGUGAGCAAGUGUGUUAGAUGGUCCAAGAAUAAAUAAUGUAAAUAUUUUUAUAUUGAUUUUUUCUUUUUGCUAUCUUUGAGAAUUAUUUUAAAUAUACAACUUCUCUCAAAAUGGCCAGGAACCUAGGCCUUAAGUUCUUUAAAAAUAAUUUCUUGUGAAAUUUGAGUACAUGAAAAGAGAACCAUAGUUGUAAGCGGUGCUAUGGGGCUGUAGGGUAGAAAGGGGUGGGGGGAGUAUGGAGAGGGAACAGAAAGGAGGGAAAGGCAUUGAGGAACAGAGGUACAGAGGCAAGGGUCUACUUCACAGUUUGGACAAACACAACCCUCCCAACACCCAUGACCCUCAGCAGCCUGAAUUCUAGAUUUGCACAGACAAUGAAAAUGUUUGUGAAACUAAAUUAAGCUGUCAUGUCACCUUGAAAUGCUUGUUAUCAAAUAGGUUGAUCAUUCCUAUCUGAAAGAUUGAUUACUUAUCUCUAAAGAUCUCUAAAAUGUGUCAUCUUUAAAAGAUUCAUUACAAAAAGCUUUGUUUAUGUAUCAGAAUUUAAGGCUUCAUGAUAAUCUCAAGUAAACAAAGCCAAAUUUCCACACUGUCUACAUAGAUGCUAAGUUGUGAUUUAUAGUUUGAAACUAAUCAAUGGGUGUUUUAUGAUUUUAACCUUAACUACUAUGCACACUAAGUAGUACAAUUAUUCCAUGAAACUCAAAAGGGAAAAAAAAUAAUAAAAAUGUUUUCUUAGUUGUACUUAUCCGUAAGUAAGAAUUUAUUCUCGUUUUUAUUAUGGUUGCUUAAAGAUCUUCAUAUUUGGAUUCAUGAAGUAUUUCCAUGAGUAUAUAAGCAUAAACCAGUGGAAAGGCAGUUCACCAGAAAACACUCUACCAUCACAUCUAUCCAAGAUGCUACGGCUAAAUCCUUGAGUUUACAUGGUGAAGCAAUUUAGCACCAUUUAUAAAAUAAGCUGUUUCUUUUUCUUAAAAAGUUUAAAACAAUCUGGAAGAUUCUGAUAACCAAAUUCUCAUUGGUUAAUAUAGGUAAGAAGUGAAACAUUUCUACAAUUCUAACAUGAAGAAGUAUAAAUCCCUUCAAGAGAAAAUAGUUACGGGGGUGACAGGCUUUCAUGGUGAACCACUAUGUGUGCUAGCCCCCAGGAUAUCUGAAACUUGUCUCCGUCUCCAUGGGUGCAUUAAUUUUUUAAAAAAUCUCUCACUUAAAAUAUUUAUGGGGAGUAUGUACUCUGUCCUUUCUUCUUUUCCAAGUGGUCUUGCUCUUCAGGAGUUGAGAACUAUCCUAAAGCCUGAGGAGGUUCUCUACUGUCUCAGCUCUUGGGCUGAUGAACUCCUUCCCCAUUUCCUUCUGGGGACAUUCUAACAGGGCAGAGUCAUUGAAGUCUCUGCAAUGCGACACCUGACGCAAGCACCAGGUCUUUGGAACUCUAGCCUGUCCAUGUUUUCCCUCUACUCUUCUGUGCCUACUGUCCUGGGUCUUACUAGGAAAACAGAUCCACAGAGUAAAGAUCAAGACGAGAAUUAAACUAUAUUGUUAAUUUUUUUUUUCUUUGCAAUAUGCCGCUUUGGAAGCCAGAUGUUAUCUUAAGGUUUUUGUGUUUUACAUGUAUAAUUUAUAUUGAUAUAUAAUAGAACAUUAAAUAAAAUCUAUGCUUGCUUUGAAUACCAUGAUUUUAAUAUUUACAUUUAAAAUUACCAAUUAAGGAAAUUACUGUUUGAUAAUACAGUAGAUAAUAAGUAGGUAAACUUGUUAAAUGUCAUUACAGAGGAUUCAAUUUAUAAGGGAAAGAACAAAUCUUUAAUAAAUAUAACUUACAGUGACUGUAUUUACUAUGUUAUUAUCAGAGAGACUUUCAAACUUUCAUACUUUAUUUACAGGCCUUUAUGUAUGCUGAGAAAAUAGAAUAUAGAUUUCUUUCACUUAUUCUUUUUUUUUUUUUUUGUGGUGCUGGAGAGAACCAAGAGCCUUAUGCAUUCCAGGCAAGUACUCUACCACUGAGCCACACUUCCAGUCCAGAGUACAUCUUUCAUUAACUUGUACUCAUGUUUAUAGAUUGGGAGAAGUAAGUGAGUAUAUAAUUUUCAGUUAGGAAAAAUUCAGACUUAUAGAAUGUUUUAAGUAAUUCAGUUAUUAUUAAAAUGCUAUUCAUAUUUAAGUAUAUUGAAUACCAAUUUAAAAGACAAAGUAAAAUAAAAAUUUUAUUAGAUUUGCUUUUACUUUAAACAUCUAAAUUAUAUUGGUUUAUGUAAAAUUUAUUUUAAAAAAUUUCCAGGACUUGGAAUCACUUGUGUGAGAUCCUGGGUUCAAUUCACAGUAUUGCAAAAAAGUAAUAAAAUAAAUAAAAAUUUCAGCUGUACUAAAAUAAUUUUCCAAAUUGGAAGAGUGUACAUUGUAAUUAGAGAUCACUUUAAUUAAAUGCUUCUCCUAGAUUUAUGUAAUAUGCUACAUUUUGUAGACUUGCAUAAAAUUUCUGUAAGAUGCUUAUAAAGUAUAAGUGUAGAUGCUAAAUUGUCAGCGCAAAGUUAACCUUUUCACAAUAGUGAUAUGAAAAUAUCUUUGAAGACUAUAAAACUAUAAUACAAACAUAAAAUAUUAUUGGCUUAUAAUUAUCACUGGUUCAGGUACUGUUAAAAUGUAAUGUCUAGGAAGUGCUGAUCUUCACAUUUAGAUUUUUUACAUCAGUUAAUAUAUAUUUUCAUUGUUCUGUUUAUUGAAAUUAUUCUGGCUAAUUUACCAGGAUCUUGUAGAUUUAUCUGAAAACUAAAAGCAAGUUUGCUUUUCGUUAAAUUUUUCUAUUGCUCUGAUCCAAUGUGCUUCUAGAAUCUACUGCAAUGCUUCCAAAGGAAAUUUUAUAGCUCUUCAAGGUUGGUUUACAUAUUAUAUUUUUCUGGAUUCAAAGCACUAACUAUGUUGUAAAAUGCUAUUAGAAAAAGUCUCAUUUGGGAUGAUAAUCCCAAUCUCAAAUCCAGGACAAUUCUGCCUAUUGUUCUUUUUGUUUAAGUUAUAUGGCUAUCCUAUUUAGGGCAGUUUCCAGUUUUAGUUUCUAGUUAUUUGAGAUUUUCCAUUUGUUGGAAAUGUUUGCCUUCGUUUAUUGUAUUCUGUUGUUUUGAAUGAAUAAAAUGUAGUGUACCAUGAUCACCAGUUUCAUUUGCUAUCAAGAAGAGUAAGGAAAAAUUUCUACAGAA
Messenger RNA from Sciurus carolinensis (gray squirrel), 5411 nucleotides. It is a transcript of the gene Cd226, whose product is annotated as CD226 molecule. The record is from RefSeq and is a predicted model, not a curated record. Gene Ontology annotation, biological process: positive regulation of T cell receptor signaling pathway; positive regulation of Fc receptor mediated stimulatory signaling pathway; positive regulation of type II interferon production. Gene Ontology annotation, cellular component: external side of plasma membrane. Bases 220 to 1350 code for a protein of 376 amino acids. The transcript is spliced from 8 exons. Lineage: Eukaryota; Metazoa; Chordata; Mammalia; Rodentia; Sciuridae.